Messenger RNA from Castor canadensis (American beaver), 315 nucleotides. Lineage: Eukaryota; Metazoa; Chordata; Mammalia; Rodentia; Castoridae. The record is from RefSeq and is a predicted model, not a curated record.
AUGGGCCUGGCGAAGGUGGAUUCCAAAGAAAAAGAGCCUCCUAAAAGUGACAGCAUACCACCUAAAACACAGGAGUCGGUUUAUUAUGCCAAAGAAGGGAGGGAGAAAACCUCAGUAGAAACUUUAGUCCAAAGGGGUGGUGCAGAAGGUGAUGUGUAUAACGCACGGACUCCUAUCAAGGAUACCCAAGAGGCGCUGGACGUCAGAGAGGACCCAGAUAUGAAGGUGGAGGUGCCUGUUGAUCAGGUACCAGCUGAAAUAGUCAAAGAAGAUGACGAGGUACAUAGUGACACCCCCGAUUAUGAAGGCAACAAG